This is a messenger RNA of Cucurbita moschata (crookneck pumpkin), 743 nucleotides long. RefSeq lists its product as uncharacterized. The record is from RefSeq and is a predicted model, not a curated record. Gene Ontology annotation, cellular component: membrane; photosystem II. Lineage: Eukaryota; Viridiplantae; Streptophyta; Magnoliopsida; Cucurbitales; Cucurbitaceae. The transcript has a single exon. The coding region runs from base 276 to 656 and encodes 126 amino acids. Gene Ontology annotation, biological process: photosynthesis.
AUAAAACUAAGAAAAAAAAAAAGAGAGAGAAUAAAAGUAACAUCUAAUCAAUGGCUUCCACUUUAAAGACAAAUAAAACAAAAAAACGACGAAUAGGAUAAGGCUAUCCGCCAAUAAGGCAUAAAGAAGUUGCCACGUCGGAUAGAGAUGAAGAUUUCGAGCUCUCCCAAAAUCUCCCCAAUUUCCGCCUCUCCACCGCUUUUCUACUUCCUUGGCCCACUUCCGAAACCAAAAUCCCCAAUUCCGGAAAUUCGCAGAGCUUUCGAAUCAUAUCAAUGGCUUCCACUUCUACAGUUUCACUGGCCCUGCCAUUGACUAACGCCACCCACAAGAGACUGUCCAACCACGCCUUCUUCAAUCCAUUGCCUGCUUCUUCUUCUUCGAGGUCUCGCAAGGCCAUCGCCGCCGCGCCGACAUCUAGCGGGAGGCUCGUCGCAGUCCGAUCGUCCUUGAAGGAGAAGGCCAUCACUGGACUAACCGCCGCAGCUCUGACGGCGUCGAUGGUAAUUCCGGAGGUUGCAGAGGCUGCAGGACCUGGAGUCUCACCGUCGCUGAAGAACUUCUUGCUCAGCAUUGCUGCCGGUGGAACUGUGGUGGUGGCCAUAUUGGGGGCUGUGAUAGGCGUCUCCAACUUCGAUCCGGUCAAGCGUGGUUGAGUUGUAAUUCUUUGUUUCUGCAUUAAUCUUCAUCCAUCAUUUUUUGCUGCAAGCUGCUAAAAGUAAUAAAUGUAUGGAUUUAAACAU